AUGAUCUCUUAUAGAGACUCUAGCUCUAAAAAGAAAAUCGACAAUUUGCUACUCCCAGAAUCUAAUCCUGGGUCUCCAGAUAAAUUAAAUCAAGCAGUUCCUAAAUCGUUUUCAGUGCUUAAAUAUUCAAAUUACGUACUUCAGCCUUUGAAAGUCCGGGCAAGCUUAAAUAGUGAAAAAUUUUCUGGGUUCAUGCCACUUAAAGAUCAAGGACAUUUAAAAUUAGGCCUUGAGCCGAUAAAAAGUGUCCAAGAUUUUUUUAAUGAAGAUGACUCAUUUGUUUCAGAUUUAGUUAAUGUCCUUUCAUCUCCUCAUAUGCCUAUGAGGCAGCGAAAAAUAAAAGAAUUUGAAAAAAUUUAUGUACCUGAAAGCAGAAUGGGAUCUUCUAGAAAAUUAAUUUCAAAUCCUAAGACAGGAUUUGUGGCUAAGCCAAGGUUUGUGCCUGCAAUUAACCAAAAACACAUUCCCCGAAUAACAACUUCCAGGAAAUUCAAAAGAGAAUCAUACUUGAACCAUGUAAAAUAUGCAAGAGAAUUUUAUUAUGACUUUAAUCUAUUAUAA
Blepharisma stoltei is the source of this 561-nucleotide messenger RNA. Lineage: Eukaryota; Ciliophora; Heterotrichea; Heterotrichida; Blepharismidae. The record is from the annotation of a GenBank genome assembly.